Hyposmocoma kahamanoa is the source of this 1610-nucleotide messenger RNA. RefSeq names its product 39S ribosomal protein L16, mitochondrial (gene mRpL16). Gene Ontology annotation, cellular component: ribosome; mitochondrial large ribosomal subunit. Lineage: Eukaryota; Metazoa; Arthropoda; Insecta; Lepidoptera; Cosmopterigidae. Bases 147 to 872 code for a protein of 241 amino acids. Gene Ontology annotation, biological process: mitochondrial translation. The record is from RefSeq and is a predicted model, not a curated record. Gene Ontology annotation, molecular function: structural constituent of ribosome; rRNA binding. The transcript is spliced from 5 exons.
UGUCAUAUAGACAGUUUGUACGGUCGAUUUUCAUUUUUAACCUCAUUUUUGUAUUCGAACGAAAAAUGUACAUCCAAGAAAAUAUCUAAGAUCUCACUGGAGUCGACAAUUUCCGUGACCAAAAAUUCUUUUUCGAAUCUUACAAUAUGCUGUCUAAAAGGCUGUGUUUUACGCUAAGUCUUCUGAGACCUGACGCGCUGCAGGUAACGAGCGUAUCGGGUUUAAAGUAUUUCCCGCCACCUAAAAACUAUGAUCAUAUUGAAAUACCCGAACGUCAAAGACUGCGCAUGUAUGACAAGGUGCCUCAAUAUCCACCCAAUUUGAAGCCACCUAAGAUGCAAAAGAGAUUGAGGUACAUGCGUGGACCUGAGCCCUUACACAAUACUCUACAAUUAAAGCAAUAUGGAAUUGUUGCCACAGGAGGAGGCAGAAUGAAACAUGAGCAUUUUGAAAUGGCUCGUCUUCAAGUAGCUAGAAGGUUGGACCAGAAGAGAAUGUUUGCCAUCUGGAGAAUAGAACCUCCAUGGCAACCUGUGACUAAGAAAGGUCAGGGCCAGCGUAUGGGGGGAGGUAAGGGUGCUAUUGACCAUUAUGUCACACCUAUCAAAGCAGGCCGGAUUAUACUUGAAGUUGGAGGCAAAUGUGAAUAUGCAGAGGUACAUACAAUGCUGAGAAUAGUAGCAGAGAGGUUACCUUUUAAAGCUGAAGCCGUUUCUGAAGAGAUUAUGGAGCAAAAAGCAGCUCAAGAAAAGUGGGAAGAGGAAAACAAUCAGAACAAAUACACUAUGAAGUAUAUCAUACAGAACAAUAUGGGUGGGUGUCAUAAGAUGCUUUCACCAUUUGACCAUCGCUGGUGUGGAAAAUAUUUGUAGUAACAUUUUUAGACCAAUUAUGAUAUAAUAAAAAACGUACUAUGUAGAGAUUAAGAAUUCACGUUUCAAAUUUGUGUCUUUUGUCCGUUCUUAAUAUACAUAUAUAUUAGUACCAUCCAAAAUGGCCCCACAAGAUGUUGAGUUCUGGAAUAGAGCCCGUCACACCAUAGAUAAUCAGUACGUAUAUAUUUAAAUAAAACACAAUGUAUCUUUAAUAAUAGUUUAUUAAAUUUGACAUUUUUAUGAAAGGAUUUCCGUGACAAGCCUCAUUUUGCAUACAUGUAUACCUUGUAGCAAUAAUUAUUCAUAAACUUCUUUAUAUAUUAUGGCAAAAACUCAACAAAAACAAAGUUUAUAGUAACAAAUACUACAGCAUAGAUUACUUGGUAUCCUGUGACUCAUUCCUAACCUAACGACAAAAGCCCAUGAUACAUAGCCAAUAUUUUACUAUGUGCAAUUAGGCAUAGUUGAGCAUGUUGAAAGAUCGUAUGUACUAAAUAGGCCACAAGAAACAUUUUGCCCAACAUUGCACUUCUAAGUUCUUACAAUAUAAAAUACUGACAUGUACUUGCUCCUAUUAUAAAUAUAGGUCCACAAUAAUACACAAUUACAAGAUCAAAACAUUUACUAUUUAGUGUACAACUGUAAUAUUUCGUCAUACGUGUGCAAUCUACUCCAUCCGUAAUAAGCAUCUCUACCAUAUUUAUUUCCUAUUUCUGCAAUGUCAUCUCCACAAAU